Molecule: messenger RNA, 874 nt
Organism: Carassius carassius (crucian carp)
Lineage: Eukaryota; Metazoa; Chordata; Actinopteri; Cypriniformes; Cyprinidae
Product: MORN repeat-containing protein 2-like
Exons: 6
Coding region: 225-710 (161 amino acids)
Source: RefSeq, a predicted model, not a curated record
GGUUUUGGAUGGGAUGUAGGAUCCCAUUCCUGCUACCCACGCUGGAUAGAGUGCGCGUGAGGAGUGAGGUGCGCGUUCACCAGAUGGCAGUACAGGCAGCGCAUGACUCAAAAACAAUCAGACGAAGCAGAGUUGAUGACUCGUUGCUAUAGAGAUUCUGUCGCAACCACCCUGUAAAGAGUUUUUAAAAAAAGCUUUCACUAAAGCCAAUUAAAUAAAGCAUCAUGUCUGAGAUUACAAGUCUUAAAAUCUCUUACAUUUUUCCAAAUGGAGACAAAUAUGAGGGAGAACGCUGUCGUACUUCAGAUGGUGUGGUGAUGAGGAAAGGGUCUGGCACACAGACAUCAGCCUCUGGAGUUACUUACACUGGAGAAUGGGACAAUGAUAAGAUGAAUGGCAGAGGAACUCUUACACACCCUUCAGGGGCGAUUUACAGCGGCCUGUUCAGAGACAACAUGUAUCAUGGCAAAGGAGCAUACCGAUUUCCUGAUGGGACAGAAUACACAGGGACCUUUAACAACAACAGACUUGAAGGUGAAGGGGAGUUCACAGAUUCACAAGGACUUGUGUGGACUGGGAUGUUCCGUAACAAAGCGGCACUGGGACUGAAGCUCAAAGGUGAGAGGAAUGUGAUUCUCUGUGUACAGUUCAGCCAUUGGUGGAGCGCAUCUCCAAAAUACAUGAGCAUGCAUAAGCAGCAGAGCUCAUGACUGCAUGAGAAGUCAAGAGUUGUGUAAGACCAUGAAGCUCAAUUUCCUGUCGUCUGGAGUGAGAACGUGUUUACUGUGGAACAACAGCUCGGCUGGAGAUCCACCACCUUUCAUUUAGCUUCUAAUUCUGCUUUAAAUUAACAUGAAGUCCUAGUGUGCAGUUA